CUCUCAUGACAUCAGCGAAUAUUCGUUUCUCAUAACUCAUAAUGACGAUGCAGUAUUCAGUAAAGCUAGGCGUGCAAUGUGAAGAGUACUUAAUGGAUAGGUGGCGUGUUUAGAACGCGUUUGCAUACCACGAAUUCACAGCUAUAUGACAGCUCACCCGACCAUCGAUCACAAGUAAAGCUCCUUGUACUCUUCAAACUAGAUUUUUUUUAUAGGUUUUACACCUCAACCCAUACACAAUGGCACCAACAGAUCCGCAUCAGGGAGGUCGUCUUGAGGACAUGGCAGCUGAGGGAACUACCAUUCCUGGAGAUGCAGGCAAGCAGAGACUGAUCCCAUCAGUACCUCGCCCAGACCAGAAAGAUCCCGGCCCAGAGUUCGCUCACCCCAACCCUGCACACGCCGCAGAUAACGCCUUCGACAUUCCUCGCGGCGUAAACGAUCAUGGCUCAACCGGGGAGGUCUUCAGCGGCACAGGAGACCAGAUCAACUCGAACAUUGAGAAAAAGACCCUGGAUGAUGUCGGCACCGUCCCAGAAGCGAAGGGUCACGACAAGUAUGCAAAGCAUGUGCGCAAGCAGCAGAGUGAAUUCGAUGAGAACUCUGGAAGAGUACAGGCAAGUCAUGAUGUGGAGGCUGCGCCUGGAGAGGAGCUUUUGACGCAGGAUGAGCUGUUGAAGAAGAGGGGUGCUGCGUAA
Messenger RNA from Macroventuria anomochaeta, 698 nucleotides. RefSeq lists its product as uncharacterized. The record is from RefSeq and is a predicted model, not a curated record. Lineage: Eukaryota; Fungi; Ascomycota; Dothideomycetes; Pleosporales; Didymellaceae. The transcript has 2 exons. Bases 240 to 698 code for a protein of 152 amino acids.